AUGCAAAUUGUGUCAAACCACACAAACGGUGUGAAGUGCGAACUCUUCACCCAAAGAAGUGCCAGAUUAGUCAACGUAAUGGACGCAUUGGUUCGCAUAAGUUCUAACCUGAAGAGCAUGGAGCAGGAGCUGCAGUGCCCGGUGUGUAAGGGGAUGGUCAAGCAGCCCGUGGUGCUGCCCUGCCUGCACAGCGUGUGUUUGCUGUGCGCCUCCGAGGUUCUGGUGCAGAGCGGGUACCCGCCGCCCGACCUGCCCCCCGAGCCCAACUCGCCCGCCUCCACGCCCAACACACGCUCACCGCGCCAGGCACGCCGACCCCUGCCCAAAGCAGACCGCGUGGACCGCCAGCUCAGGCAAGGUUUUGGCACGUACCCUGGGCGGCGGCGUAAAGAGGGCCCGUCCCCGGCGAUGCUGUUCCCCUGCGUGCCCUGCGGCCGGGACGUGGAGCUGGGGGAGAGGGGGCUCGCUGAGUGCAUGAGGAACCUUACUCUGGAGCGCAUAGUGGAGAGGUACAGGCACACUGUGAGUCUGGGCAGCACUGCUGUCCUGUGUCAGUUCUGCAAGCCUCCUCAGCCUCUGGAAGCCACCAAGGGCUGUGCCGAUUGCAGGGCCAACUUCUGCAACGAGUGCUUCAAGCUGUACCACCCCUGGGGGACGCCCCGCGCCCAACACGAGCACGUGCUUCCCACCCUCAACUUCAGACCCAAGGUGUUGUCCUGUAUUGAGCAUGACCAGGAGCGGCUGCAGUUCUACUGUAAGUCCUGCCAGAGGCUACUCUGCUCUCUGUGCAAGCUGCGUCGCGUCCACGCCGGACACAAGAUCAUCCCCAUCACGCAGGCCUACCAGACGUUGAAGGACAAGAUCACCAAGGAGCUGAACUUUGUGCUGUCCAAUCAGGACACAGUGUUGUCCCAGAUCACCCAGCUGGAGAAUGUCAUCACUCAGACAGAGGUGAACAGCGUGUCUGCAAGGGAGCAGCUGGUCCAGUGUGUGCGCGACCUGACCGCCCUGAUCGCCGAGCGGCAGGCGGGACUAGCGCAGGCGCUGGAGGCUUCUCGGCAGAGGCGGGGCGAGGCGUUGGCCAAUCAGGUGUCAGAGAGGCGGAGCCUGUUGGAGCACGCGGGGCUGCUGGCGUUCGCUCAGGAGCUGCUGAAGGAGACUGACCCGUCCUGCUUUGUCCACGCCGCACGCCACACACACAACAGGCUGGCCCAGUCUAUCGAGUCCCUGCAGUGCUUCUCUCUGGCUGCCGAUCCGUCCUUUCGUCAUUUCCAGCUGGACGUGGCGCGCGAGCUCAAGCUGCUCUCCGAGCUGGGCUUCAUCCAGGCCCCUCUGGCACCUGUGAUUGACACCCAGCGCACCCUAGCCUACGAUCAGCUGUUCCUCUGCUGGCGGCUGCCGCAGGAGUCCUGUCCCGCCUGGCACUUCUCCGUGGAGUACCGACGCCGGGGCGUGGUGCCCGGGGGAGGGGUCAGGGGCGGGGUCCGCGGCGGAUUGGCCGCCGCCCGCUGGGGCUGGCAGCGAUUGGAGGAGGUGAACGGCAACAGUGCGGUGAUUGACAGGCUGGAGAUGGACAGCGUGUACGUGCUGAGGGUGAGGGGCUGCAACAAGGCGGGAUACGGGGAGUACAGUGAGGAGGUGUAUCUGCACACUCCACCAGCUCCAGUCUUGAACUUCUACCUGGACUCUCGCUGGGGUCUCCAUGCCGACCGGCUGGUGGUGAGCAAGGAGCAGCGCUGCGCGCGGAGCAUUCCGGGCCUCUCGCUGCUGCAGGCGGCCGACCGCGCCCUCACUUCCUGUCACCUGACCGCCGACCUGCUGGUGGGCGACGUGGCCAUCACGCAGGGCCGACACUACUGGGCGUGCUCAGUGGAGCCCGGCUCCUACCUGGUCAAGAUCGAUUACUGUGUCAACACUGACCCCCAUCCACCCUCACCUCCACCCACUCCCUCCCCUAGGUCAGAGGUCAAGCGCUGGCAGGUGCUGGAGAAGGGGGGGGGGGCUUUGGAGGAGCUCAGCUAUCCCUGGGGUCAGUGGUGCAGCCGGGCAGCGGAGACUCUGGAGCUCCCCUGA
Molecule: messenger RNA, 2073 nt
Organism: Sardina pilchardus (European sardine)
Lineage: Eukaryota; Metazoa; Chordata; Actinopteri; Clupeiformes; Clupeidae
Gene: trim46b
Product: tripartite motif containing 46b
Exons: 12
Coding region: 1-2073 (690 amino acids)
Biological process (GO): anterograde synaptic vesicle transport; neuron migration; microtubule bundle formation
Cellular component (GO): main axon
Molecular function (GO): zinc ion binding; protein binding
Source: RefSeq, a predicted model, not a curated record